This is a messenger RNA of Gasterosteus aculeatus aculeatus (three-spined stickleback), 2657 nucleotides long. It is a transcript of the gene snx5, whose product is annotated as sorting nexin 5. The record is from RefSeq and is a predicted model, not a curated record. Gene Ontology annotation, biological process: retrograde transport, endosome to Golgi; pinocytosis. Lineage: Eukaryota; Metazoa; Chordata; Actinopteri; Perciformes; Gasterosteidae. Gene Ontology annotation, cellular component: endosome. Gene Ontology annotation, molecular function: dynactin binding; phosphatidylinositol binding.
GACGGGAUGACAGUUCUUCGGGUAUCUAACCAGUCGGCAGAGGGAGAGCUUCCUGCUUAGAGUUUUGUUAUUUUUGGUUGCUGGCCUGUUCUUGCCGUGCUGUCGAUUUCAGUGUCAUCAUGACAUCCAGCAUAGACGAAAGCAACAAGGAAAAGAUGCGCUCCGUGUCCGUAGAUCUGAACCAUGACGCCUCUCUUCUCAUCGACAUUCCUGAUGCACUCUGUGAAAGGGACAAAGUCAAGUUUACUGUCCAUACCAAGACAACACUAAGCUCUUUCCAGAAGCCAGAUUUUUCCGUACCAAGGCAGCAUGAAGACUUCAUCUGGCUACAUGACACUCUGGUUGAGACGGAGGACUAUGCUGGCCUAAUUAUUCCUCCAGCGCCCCCAAAGCCUGACUUUGAGAGCCCGAGAGAGAAAAUGCACAAACUUGGGGAAGGUGAAGCCACUAUGACCAAGGAGGAGUACACUAAAAUGAAGCAGGAGUUGGAGGCUGAGUACCUGGCUGUGUUCAAGAAAACCGUCCAAGUGCACGAAGUCUUCCUGCAGAGAUUGUCCUCUCACCCCUUUUUAAGCAAAGACCGAAACUUCCAGAUUUUCUUAGAGUAUGACCAGGAUCUAACUGUGCGAAGAAAGAAUGCCAAGGAAAUGUUUGGCGGAUUCUUUAAAAACAUGGUGAAGUCAGCUGAUGAGGUCCUUAUCUCAGGAAUAAAGGAAGUGGAUGAUUUUUUUGAGCAAGAGAAGACAUUCCUGCUUGACUACUACAGCAAGAUAAAGGAUUCCACUGCCAAAGCCGAGAAAAUGACGCGCUCGCACAAAAAUAUUGCGGAUGAUUACAUCCACAUCUCUGCCACUCUGAGCACUCUCUCUGCUGAUGAUACCACAGCAAAUAAAAAGCACUUGGAGAAAUUGGCCGACCUGUUUGAGAAGCUCCGAAAAGUAGAGGGAAGAGUAGCAUCUGACCAGGAGCUGAAACUCACAGAGCUUCUCAGAUAUUACAUGAGAGACAUCCAGGCUGCCAAGGACCUUCUGUACAGGCGAGCUCGGGCGUUAGUGGACUAUGAGAACUCCAACAAGGCUUUGGAUAAGGCUCGACUGAAGAGCAAGGACAUUCCCCAGGCAGAGCAGCACCAGCAGCAGUGCCUGCAGAAAUUUGACAAACUCUCGGAUUCUGGAAAGAAAGAACUCACCAGUUUCAAGGGCAGGCGCGUUGUGGCCUUCAGGAAGAACCUGAUCGAGAUGGCCGAGCUGGAGAUAAAACAUGCCAAGAACAACGUGACUCUAUUGCAGGGAUGCAUUGACCUGCUCAAGAGCAUCUGACAAGUAUUCCUCCGCUGCCAUCACCGAGGGACCAGUCACAGUGAAUGGAAUCCUGGCGUCCCCGGGGCCUUGCAUGGAUGCGUAUCCAGGCCCUACCUUUGAUCCCAUCCACGGGGCUGAUGCCACUUUAAAACCCUGCUAGAGACCAAGUGUCUUGUGAGCAAAAUGUUUUCAUGUUUACAGUCCCUGUCCUCUGGUCCGCGGUCCCUCCUUUCCCAUUGUUUAUGGAAGUCUUAACUCGAUGUGAAUGCAUCCGGAGAAUGAGGAUGCCAGCAUUAAGGCAAUUGAGGUUAAUCUUUUUUCUUCUUUUUUUCUAAUUUUAUGUUUUCUAUUUUCUGCACAUAUGCCUUUUUCAUCAGAUUUUGCCUCGAUAAAUUUGAACUCAAAGCUCUUCUACACUUUUAAGCACAGUACCAUUCAAAAUUUGGACACAACUUCUCAUUGGGUUGAAUGAGACAGUGUGUCCAAUCUUAUGACUGGUACUGUUCAUUUUUCUUUUUCUUUUAGGCUAAGGGCGUGUCCAUAAGUCUUUUUGGGGCUUUUUUGUUUGGUAAUGGAGCAGAUUUACAGAAGCAAAACUAGUGCUUAGAGGAAAUAAAACAUCGUCAUGAUCUGGAGAUUAGAGCAAUGACAAAUGAACUCUUAGAAACUCACGACUGACCUAAUGAGAUAAGACCAAUCAUCCAACAUCAAGUGUUCUAAAAUAGCGGCACUUCAUCUCUGAUAUAGACAGUUGGAUCUGUCCCCACCUUCUUGUUUGUAAAAAAAUGCCUUCAGAUCCCACAAUAAUCAAAUUAUUCAGGGUUUAGGGUUGUAGAUGGGUGAGAACAAGUCAUCAGUUGGAUGAUUGAGCAUCUAGCGAAAUCCACCGUAGUAAUGACUGAAUCGGCUUUUAGUCUUUAUUUGCACAAUGCUUAUGUGUUAUCCAUCUACUACAUGUAUCGUGUCCUCAGCAGCUUCUUCACCCUAACCAACUAUGCCCAUUAAUGUUUUGUCCGUAAUUAUUGUUUUCUUAAUUUUGCCCUAGAUUCCACUUUUGGUUAUUGAUACGGACGGUCUUGUGUAUCAGGCCUGAUAUAUUUACCAGAUCCUCUACACAUUUUGUUUAUUUAAACAAUUUCUACAACGAUGCACUAAAUAAAUAAAAUGCACUCUACUAUCACGACCAGGCUCAGUGGAGUGUUGAAAUGCAUUAUAGUUUUUUAAGAAAUUGAAUGUAUUUCUAAUGGAUUCCAACUGUGUGAAUUCCUUUACAUUGUGUUUUCUUACAGAACAUUAGCCUUUUUUUUAUAAAUUUGUAACAAUGAUAUUGAAUAAAUCCUACUUUCCCAAGAUUGA